Molecule: messenger RNA, 1414 nt
Organism: Cinclus cinclus
Lineage: Eukaryota; Metazoa; Chordata; Aves; Passeriformes; Cinclidae
Gene: PCOLCE
Product: procollagen C-endopeptidase enhancer
Exons: 8
Coding region: 4-1350 (448 amino acids)
Molecular function (GO): protein binding
Source: RefSeq, a predicted model, not a curated record
ACCAUGAGCUGCCUCGGGCCGCUGCUGCUGCUCGGGGCGCUGGGGGCUCUGAGCCCAAGCCCGGCCGCGGGGCAGGACCCCACCCCGAGCCCCCAGCCCAGCGCCCGUCCCAACGCCAGCAGGCCGGUGUUCCCGGUAUUCCCGUGCGGGGGGGACCAUCGCGGGGAGUCGGGGUUCAUCGCCAGCGAGGGCUUCCCCCGGCAUUACCCCCCCAGCAGCAACUGCACUUGGACUAUCACGGUCCCCGAGGGCCAGGUGGCCACCCUGUCCUUCCGCGUCUUCGACCUGGAGCCAGACCCCCUGUGCCGCUUUGAUGCCCUCUCGGUGUUUGGGGGCCACAGCCCCGGGGCGCCGCUUUUGGGGCGUUUCUGCGGCACCUUCCGUCCAGGGGCCCUGCGGGCACCCCAAAACCGGCUCCGGCUGCACAUGGAGAGCGACGGUGGCACGGCCGGGAGGGGCUUUCUGGCCUGGUUCAGCGCUGGCAGCCCCCCAAGCAACGAGCAUCAGUUUUGUGGUGGGAGGCUGGAGAAGCCCCAGGGGAGCCUGAACACCCCGAAUUGGCCAGAGGAGAAUUAUCCCCCCGGGAUCAGCUGCUCAUGGCACAUCGUGGCCCCCCCCGACAAGGUGGUGGAGCUGCGAUUCGGGAAGUUCGACGUGGAACCCGACCCCCACUGUCGCUACGAUUACGUGGCCGUGUUCGAGGGGGGUGCGCGGGACGACGCCCGGCGCCUCGGGCGGUUCUGUGGGGAGGAGACCCCCGGCCCCAUCGUCUCCAGCUCCCCGGAGCUGCUGGUCCAGUUCGUGUCGGAUUUGAGCGUCACCGCCGACGGCUUUUCGGCCACCUACACCCUGCGGGACCGGGGCAGCGCCCCCGAGACCCCUCCCACAAAACCCCGGGGAGGGGGGAAGGGCAAGCCCCCCCCCAGCCCCAAGGCCGGGACCCCCACGGCGCCCCCAGCUUUGGGGGCGCCCUGCCCCCAGCGCUGUCGCCGCGCCGGGACCCUCCAGAGCAACUUCUGCAGCAGCGAUUUCGUGCUGACGGGGACAGUGAAAUCGGUGUCGCGGGGGCCACCCCAGGAGCUGGGCUGGGCCGUGGUGUCCGUCCUCAGCCUCUACAAGUCGGGGGGCCUGGGGGUCCCCCAGCCCGCCAAAGGGGCCACGCUGCGGCUGCAGCUGCCCUGCCGCCUCUGCCCCGCACUCAAGAAAGGCUCAAGCUACGUCCUGAUGGGGCGGCUGGGGGGGGACGGGGGAGCGCUGCUGCCCCCCGACGCCUUCGUCGUGCCCUACCGCCCGCAGCAGCAGCAGGUUUUGGGGAACCUCAGCAAGAGGCCGUGUCGGGUGACCCCCUGAGAGCCCUCCACGAGCUCCCCCGGACCCCUCCGCGCUGGGAGGACGCCCCCCGCACAUAUGCAAA